AUGGGCAAGGCAUGCAUCAUAUACCCGCGCUACAUGGAUUCAGAAGCGUCCUUGAAAGACGGACGGCGCCUGGGAUUGGAGCACAGCGUGCCACGGCCGUCGUUGGCGGAAAUAGAGGCAGCGGUACGAAAGGUCUAUCCGUCGGCCCAGGUCCUGGCCGAUCGGGACAAGCGCUAUCCCAAGGGCGCGGUGGAGGCGCACGAUCUGGGAUACCUCAAAAUUGACAAAGAGACAAUAAAAGCCGCCGGCGGUAAGCUGGAGCUGCUAAAGUCUUUGCAGAAGCACAUAGUGGAAGCGCGACAAGAGGUCAUAGACACGCUCAAGCAGCCAGAGGCCGCAAAGGUCACAUAG
Messenger RNA from Giardia duodenalis, 351 nucleotides. Its product is annotated as Signal recognition particle 19 kDa protein. Gene Ontology annotation, cellular component: signal recognition particle, endoplasmic reticulum targeting. The record is from RefSeq and is a predicted model, not a curated record. The coding region runs from base 1 to 351 and encodes 116 amino acids. The transcript has a single exon. Gene Ontology annotation, molecular function: 7S RNA binding. Gene Ontology annotation, biological process: SRP-dependent cotranslational protein targeting to membrane, signal sequence recognition; SRP-dependent cotranslational protein targeting to membrane. NCBI's taxonomy places the organism in Eukaryota, Fornicata, Diplomonadida, Hexamitidae.